Molecule: messenger RNA, 1056 nt
Organism: Bacidia gigantensis
Lineage: Eukaryota; Fungi; Ascomycota; Lecanoromycetes; Lecanorales; Ramalinaceae
Exons: 1
Coding region: 1-1056 (351 amino acids)
Source: RefSeq, a predicted model, not a curated record
AUGCCCUCAGACCAUCAUCCUCUUGGACGAUGCAAUGUUCAGCCUACAGAAUCGGCAAUGCUGAUUUUCUGUGUCAGCGAGAUCGACACGGCCUAUUACAUUCUAACAGUAGAUCUUUGGUCUGAAGAUGGUAGAACAGAAGCGAAUCUUGUCAGACACUCAUCAACAUCACCAUCCAUCUCCGCUGCGACCGCAACAUCUUACCCACCGGAACCCUCAGCUAUAAGUUAUGCCCACAAUGUUCCAGUCCUGGGUACGCAUUUCUACCCAGGCUACGAAGCAGCACAGCCCAAUUAUACCGGCGUGCCGUAUCCCAUACCUCGCCAAAACGAGCUCGCGCAUCAUAUGCACCAAGCACAGAAAGCCACUCGCGAGGAAGCCAUACGUAUACAACAGGAGCAGCAAACCCUUCAGAAUCAAGGUCACCAUCACUCCAUGCCCAAAACAGGGCAAUCUCAGCAAAUGCAUUCAUCGACGCAGGGAUAUCUACCUAACCAGGGGGGAACGACUGCUACGACUAAUGGAAUGGCAUACCCAACGCAGUCUACCAUGUCUUAUCACCCCCAAGGCCCAAUGCUCUCUCCCAAUCCCAUGAUCAUGAACGUGGUCGAUCCUCGCUCCCAUCCAGGGGGCAUGUUCACACGAAAUCUGAUCGGCAACUUAGCCGUUGGCGCCUUCAAAUUGACCUACCCAGAAAAUGAUCUUGGCGUAUGGUUCAUCCUCCAAGAUCUGAGCGUACGAACGGAAGGCACAUUCCGCCUCAAGCUCAACUUCGUCGAUGUAGGUACCUCCGCCUCGGCUGCUAUGGACCCGCCGACACCUAGGGCUCAGACUCAGAGCCUCCAGACUGGGAAGCUCAACACAGCCGCGGCGCCUGUGCUAGCCAGCUGUUACAGUAACCAUUUUCAGGUCUUUUCGGCGAAGAAAUUUCCCGGUGUUGUGGACUCAACCGAUUUAAGCAAGGCGUUCGCGAAGCAGGGGAUCAAGAUUCCUAUCAGGAAGGAUGGAGGUGGGGCCAGGGGCAAUGAGAGGAGAGAAUGGGAUGAUGGUGAUUGA